Molecule: messenger RNA, 924 nt
Organism: Capronia epimyces CBS 606.96
Lineage: Eukaryota; Fungi; Ascomycota; Eurotiomycetes; Chaetothyriales; Herpotrichiellaceae
Exons: 1
Coding region: 1-924 (307 amino acids)
Source: RefSeq, a predicted model, not a curated record
AUGCAUCUCUCGACCGUCAUUGCAUCAGCUGUGCUCUUGUUGGCGGAAGCCAAUGUCAUUUCCGCCAAAGCGAUCAUGCAUAUGCCGGGCGCACUGAGGAGGCGGCAUCAUCUGGGGCAUAUGGAGAAAACGGCCGAUCGAAUUCUUCGUCGAGAACCGCAAUCCAACUCGCUUCUCUCGGUGGCCGCGCCAACCAACACCACCAACCAAACUAUUGCCGCAGCCUGUGUCAGUUCUUUGAGCAAACUCACCUCGGUCGACAAUGAUGCUGGGCUCGCUGCUUGCUACAAUGUCAUGCAGUUUGAUUCCAAGCAAGGCGCCUUUGAGGCAGAUCUCCGACUUUACCAGAUGUUCGACCCGUCUGGAAGUUUUGCCGGCCUCUCUGUCAACGAUAUCAUGCUCAGUGUUACAUACCCGGCCAGCACCAUGUUCCAGUCACUGACCAAGCGAAAGAAGCGGGAUGUUGUGGAACGACAAUCUGCCGCCGUGUCUGAGGUGCAACAGUAUACUCUGUUUGGCACGUUCCAGAAGAACCUGGAUCUAAGCAAACUCAAUGACACUCAAAUCAUGUCGCUGAUGCUUCCGGACGUCAAGCUCAACGCCGUCAACUCGUCACAAACCCCCAUCACCGCCAACGUGACCGCCGCCGACGGAGCUUGGUUCGUGGUGGGCCAGUUCAGUGGCGAAUUCAAGAAUAGCCUGGUCGGCCCGACCGUUGCAACUGCGGCCAUGGCCGUCGCCGCCCCUUUUGUACUUCCAGGAGUGACUCUGGGAAUUUUCCCUACUGGAUUGAUCAUCACUUGUGCCUGGACUGUUUUGUUCUUUUUGGCGUACGGAUUCGGGACCCUUGGUCGCAUCAAGUACAGAGACGUCUAUAGAAAGAGAAAGGCCGCUCAGGCUGGUCGGACGGGCAAGAGAAUAUAA